AUGGCCCUGCUCCCGCCCCUCUUCUCUUCCUCUCUCUCCGUGUCCCUCUCUCCUUCCCCUCGUUCCUCGCAGUUCCGUCAGCACCAGCAGCAGUCGCAACAACAACAAAGACGACAGCAACAACCUCCCUUGCUGCGCUUCCAGUCCAGCCAGUCAUACGCCUCUAAAAAGUCCUUCCUCUCUCAGGGCUCGGGCAUCGAGGCGGACGACGAACUCUCCCGGGACUCGGACGACGACACCGACUCGGACACCAUGUCACCACGCAUAGGGAGCAGCGCCGGCACGCCGGUGCGGUAUCCAGGGGAGGACACAAGGCCGACGAGCUCCAGGGAGCUGAGAGGAUGGUACAUGUACGCCUUUGCGGCCGAGACUUAUGUUAUUUGUGGCUCGUUCAUCCCGAUUCUCCUGGAGAGCCUUGCCAGAGAGAAUGGCACCUUGCUCAAGAAUGGCAAGCCAUGCGGUCCAAGCAAUGACAAGAUGAAUGAUGACGGCAAGCAGUGUGUCGUGCAUGUCCUCGGUGUCGAAAUCAAUACUGCGAGUUUCGCCAUGUACACUUUCAGCAUCAGCGUUCUGCUGCAGGCGCUUCUCGUGGUGAGUAUAAGUUCCGCAGCGGACCACGGCCAGUACCGCAAGAAGCUCCUCCUGAGCUUCGCCUGGAUCGGCAGCGCCAGCGUGAUGCUGUACAUCUUCAUAUCCAAAAACCUCUACAUACUUGGCUCCGUAUUGGCUAUCAUCUCGAAUGUGGCUUUCGGCGCUUCCUUUGUGCUGCUGAACUCCUUCCUGCCACUCCUCGUCAGGCACCACCCGAGGAUGCUGUGGGCCGGCGAGCGUGCAGGAUCUCUGGCGUCGGAUGAGGCUUCAGACACGGAGGAGACGCAGAUUAUGGAGGACAACAAUUCCACAACCGGCCUCUUGCGCGAUGAAGCUCGCAACGGGCUUGUCAAGACCAUGACUCACGAGGACCAGACUUCUUUAGAGCUAAAGCUCUCGACAGAGAUCUCCGCCAAGGGCAUUGGCAUCGGCUAUGCGGCCGGACUUUUCGUCCAGUGCGUUGCCAUUUUGAUUCUGGUUAAGAUGAACAGCACCACCUGGUCACUCCGGGUUGUGUUGUUCAUCAUCGGAGCUUGGUGGGCGAUGUUUACGGUGCCAGCAGCGUUCUGGCUUCGGCCACGACCUGGACCACCUCUUCCGGCAGGAGAAAAUCGCAAAGGGCUCAGCGCGCUCGUUUCCUAUACGGCGUUUGCGUGGAAGUCAUUAUACAAGACGGUCAAGCUGGCACGACAGCUGGUGGAUAUAGUUCUCUUCCUCGGGGCCUGGUUCCUGUUGUCGGACGCCAUCGCCACAUCGUCAUCCACGGCGAUCCUGUUCGCAAAGACGUCCCUGCAGAUGGAGUCGUGGGCGCUCGGGCUCAUCAGCGUCAUCUCCACCACCACGGGUAUCGCCGGCGCGCUCUCGUGGUCCUACAUAUCACGACGGUUCAAUCUCAAGCCGCACCAGACACUCCUGGCGUGUAUCGGCCUGUUUGAGCUCAUCCCGCUCUACGGUCUUCUCGGCUACCUGCCCUUCGUCCAGGCAUGGGGGGUCGGCGGUCUGCAGCAGCCCUGGGAGAUGUUUCCGCUCGCCGCCGUUUACGGAUUUGUCAUGGGUGGUCUCAGCAGCUACUGCCGGGCAGUAUACGGCGAGCUGAUUCCCCCCGGGUCCGAGGCGGCUUUCUACGCCUUGUACGCCAUCACGGACAAGGGCUCGAGCGUAUUCGGCCCGUUUAUCGUGGCGAGCAUUAUCGAGGCGACAGGCGAGAUCCGGCCAGCGUUCUGGUUCCUGGCCGUCCUGGUGGGCCUGCCCGCGCCGCUGAUCUACUUUGUCGAUGCGGAGCGCGGGAAGCUGGAGGCGGAGCGGUUGGCCGAUGUGAUUGACGACAUGAGGACUCAACAGGGAGAUAGGGGCGAGAGUCCUCGUGAGCCCUGGGAAAACCAGGCCAUCUACAUUGAGGCAUAG
This is a messenger RNA of Cryphonectria parasitica EP155, 1995 nucleotides long. RefSeq names its product MFS general substrate transporter. Gene Ontology annotation, biological process: amino acid transmembrane export from vacuole. The record is from RefSeq and is a predicted model, not a curated record. Bases 1 to 1995 code for a protein of 664 amino acids. Lineage: Eukaryota; Fungi; Ascomycota; Sordariomycetes; Diaporthales; Cryphonectriaceae. The transcript is spliced from 5 exons.